Messenger RNA from Tuber aestivum (summer truffle), 3970 nucleotides. The record is from the annotation of a GenBank genome assembly. NCBI's taxonomy places the organism in Eukaryota, Fungi, Ascomycota, Pezizomycetes, Pezizales, Tuberaceae.
GUGCAUAAACUAUAUAUUUCCUGCUCCAUCCACUCUUCAUCCAGUUAUUCCAGCGGACAUCGUCUUGCCCCUCUUUGCCCCUCCUUUUGCAUUUUGGCGUCCCGCCUAGCACUCGUUUCCUUUUCCUCUUCACCUUUUGACUAUCGAUCAUCCUGUGGGCUAAAGAUGGUGAAGCACGGCCAAUAUGAGUAUCUUACGCAGGAGGAGAGAAGAUUGAAGGAAGACAGGGAGCGGAGGAAGUAUUGGAAGAAAUGGGGCCCCUAUCUCAGCGAGUGAGUUUUCUCAAUGCUUAUCGCACCAACUCCCCAUAAAAUAUAGGGGGGGCUCAAUGUUAACAGCUAUCGUGGCGAUGAAGACGACAAUGGGGAACAGUUCGUGAAGAUUACUCGUGAGUUCUUCCGCUAACUCCCACUUCCGGAUUUUGGGAGUUUGACUGAUUGGGUUGCUAGUGAGAGCGGAGACGCCUGGAGCCGUACGUCGUUGUAACCGGUUUCCCAACCCCUCGCAUUUGCUAACUCGCGCGCUAGACUUUCCUCACGAUCACGCGAGAUCUCGCACCUACCGCUGGGGCGAGGACGGAAUUGCCGGAGUGUCGGACACUCAUGGUCUUCAGAAUAUCUCUUUUGUGUUCUGGAACGAACAUGAGUACGCUUCCCCACGCCCUGCAGUUUGGUCCCAAUAGCUAAUAAUUUGCAGUGAUUUCUUGAAAGAACGUCUCUUUGGUCUUUCGAAUCCCCAGGGAAAUCAUGGAGAAUCUCUCAAGGAAGCACAUUUCCAUCUUGACAACACACCUACCCACUCCUAUAUGAAAUAUCUAUACAAGUAUCCUCAGAGAAAAUUCCCCUAUGAGCCGUUGGUAGCGGAGAAUUCCAGGCGGAGUCGAGACGUACCAGAAUUUACCCUAACGGAUACGGGUAUUUUUAAGUGGGGUCUCUUUUCCCGGUGUUUGCGUAAGGGUUCAUCAUUAAUUUAGGGUUAGGGAUGAUCGGUAUUGGGACAUCUUCAUUGAAACGGCCAAGGAUACAAACGACGAGGAAGAGCUUCUUUUCCGUGUUACGGCAUGGAACCGGGGGCCCGAGCCUGCGCCUUUGCACAUUGUUCCGCAUAUGUGGUUCCGUAACACUUGGGCUUGGGGCCACGAGGACGAAUCCAAGAAGCCAAACAUUAAACAGGAAGGCCCAUUAAUUGCCGGGUCGAAGCAUUGGGCACUCGGAGAUCGUUAUCUUCAGCUCUCGCCUUCACCAGGUGUCACUCCGGAGUCUCCAGACGUGCUGCCGGAGCUUAUGUUUACGGAUAAUGAUACCAAUUAUAAGUGCCUUUUUGACGGCCAAAACCAGACACCAUACGUAAAGGACGCAUUCCACAGGUACAUAGUCGACGACGAGAAGGAUGCGGUUAACCCUGCAAAAACUGGUACCAAGGCUGCAGCCUGGUACGCAUUUGAGGAAGGCGACGGAGUGCCUCCCGGCGGGUGCGCAGUCGUCCGGUUCAAGUUCUCUCGAAAUGUAGAAAGCCGUUCAUAUAUUCCCGGCGAGUCGGAGAUCGGGAUCGACGAAGAGCUCUUUGACGACAUCAUCGAGCGCCGUCGCUCCGAAGCCGAUGAAUUCUACUGGCGUAUUUCCCCAUUACCGAUGGCCGACGAUCUUAGAAAUAUUCAACGACAGGCACUUAGCGGGAUGUUAUGGACGAAGCAAUAUUACCACUUUGUGUGGGAUCAAUGGGCAAAUGGAGACCCAUCGCAGCCACCGCCACCGCCUGGGAGAAAGGGGAUUCGAAAUCAAACUUGGAAACAUAUGUACCUGGAUGACGUACUGAGUAUGCCCGACUGUUGGGAAUAUCCUUUCUUCGCUGCAUGGGAUACUGCGUUCCAUACGAUUCCGUUAGCGAUGGUUGACCCAGAUUUUGCGAAAAAGCAGUUGGAUCUGCUGACCAGGGAAUGGUAUAUGCACCCCAAUGGCCAGGUAAGUGGAAUCCAACCCUGUGGCGAAACAUGUUAGUUGACAGGUUUUUCGGUUAGAUCCCGGCCUAUGAGUGGAAUUUCGGGGACGUCAACCCUCCGGUUCAUGCCUGGGCUGUCUUCAGAACCUUCAAGAUUGAGCGGAAGAUGUAUGGUCGUGAGGAUCUCGACUUCCUUGAGCGUGUCUUCCAAAAGCUUCUCCUCAAUUUCACAUGGUAAGUUAGCAAAGCUCGUUAUUUACGAAUGACAGCUGAUGGAAGCUUUAUUAGGUGGGUUAACCGGAAAGAUUUUGAUGGUAAGAAUGUAUUCGAGGGUGGUUUCCUGGGGCUGGAUAACAUUGGGAUCUUUAACCGGUCGGAGCCAUUGCCCACCGGGGGCGUUCUUGAGCAGGCCGAUUCCACUGGGUGGAUGGCGUUCUAUUCUCUAAGCAUGCUCAAUAUUUCACUCGAACUGGCUAAACACCGGAGAAUUUAUGAGGAUAUUGCGAGUAAAUUUUUCGAGCACUUCAUCUUCAUCAGUGACGCUAUGACCUACAAGGAUGGCGGGAAAGAAGAGAGCUUAUGGAAUGAUGAAGAUGGGUUUGUUUCCACUAGACUCUCGUAACAAUUCUUGGGAAACUGACGUUCGCCCUAGCUUCUACUAUGAUGCUAUCUCAUGGGGAGGUCCAUUCUCGCAGCAAAUGCCCGUCAAGUCCCUUGUCGGGCUCAUCCCGCUGUAUGCUGUCCUGACCUUGGAACCCGAAUUGAUCAAUAAGUUCCCGAGCUUUAAAAAGCGUAUGGAAUGGUUUGUCGAGAUGCGUAAUGAUGUUGCAGAGAGGAACAUUGCCAGUAUGAAAAAGAGAGGGCAAGGCGAGAGGAUACUGUUGAGUUUGGUGAGCAAGGACAGAUUGAAGAGGAUUUUGGAGAAGAUGUUGGACGAGGAUGAGUUCUUUAGUGAUCAUGGGAUUCGAUCGUAAGAGUAUCCCUCUACCGGGGCGCUGAAUAAAGCUAACAAAUUUAAAUAGGUUAUCGAAACAUCACAAGGGAAACCCUUACUGUAUGAACGUUAACGGACAGGAAUUCAAGGUUGAUUAUGUGCCUGGCGAUUCAAAUAGUGCACUGUUUGGUGGUAACAGCAACUGGCGCGGCGUAAGCAACCACCCCCGACCCAGGUAUCCAGUAUAUAGCUGACAUGUAGCACUCAGCCCAUCUGGCUUUGUGUCAACUUCCUUCUUAUUGAAUCUCUUCUCCGCUUCUACAUGUUCUACGGAGAGUCCUUCAAAGUAGAAUGUCCCACCGGUUCCGGGGAAUACAUGCAUCUUGGCCACGUUGCCGAGGAACUCCAGCAUCGCCUCCAACACAUCUUUGCUCGUGCAGACGAUGGCCGCCGUGCCUGCAAUGCUGGUAAUAACAUGCUAGACUUCGACCCUAAUUGGUGCGACUAUCUUUGGUUCCACGAGUUCUUCCAUGCCGACACAGGUGCCGGCUUGGGGGCAAGCCACCAAACCGGGUGGACUGGAUUGAUUGCCAAGAUGAUUCAUGACUCCGGCAUCAAUUGCAGAUUGCCGCAGACACCAAGGACACCUCGCACAGCAGCCGACCACUACUUUGAUGAUAUUUUCAAUAGGGUUUCCAAACCCAAGCCCUACAUGGGGCGCAGGGCCAGCACUAGGAGCAUUGAUGCUCGCAGCGAUUGGGCUGAGGAGGAUGAGGAAACCGAAGAGCAGAAAAGAGAGCGGGAGAAGGAUGAUAAAGAGGUUUUGGGAUACGUCAGUAAUCACCUAAAGCGGGUUAAAAGUCACGCAAGCGUAUUCGAUGAGGAAGACGACGAGUAUGAAGUCCAUGUGAAAUAGUACCUUCUACACAUGGGAGUUCGGUCUUUAUUUAUUUAUUUAUUUUAUUUUAUUUAUUUUUUUGUUGUCGCUUGGUUUCACUCCGGUGUAUCUAGGGGGGACUGUUGGAAUUGUGGGAACACGUCAGGUUAACAAGCAGGCAUAGAGGAUAGCAAAACAGAAUGAGAUUUUACUCUCCCUUG